Molecule: messenger RNA, 1416 nt
Organism: Suhomyces tanzawaensis NRRL Y-17324
Lineage: Eukaryota; Fungi; Ascomycota; Pichiomycetes; Serinales; Debaryomycetaceae
Product: NADH/NAD(+) kinase
Exons: 1
Biological process (GO): NADP+ biosynthetic process; NAD+ metabolic process
Molecular function (GO): NAD+ kinase activity
Source: RefSeq, a predicted model, not a curated record
CUCAGCACCAGCCCAACCAGCCAGGGGUACUCUCGGGAGCAACCUCGCAUCCACAACAAGCUCUAUUGCGACCAGGUCCAGCGCAAGGUGUCGUCGACCGUGUUGCUGAAGCUCAGUAACGACGACUUGCGGUCGGUCAAAUCGCACGCUGAGUUGGCAGAAACCGCCAAUGGGGUGCGGAUGUUGGCCAAGAACUUGUCCAAGGCCACCAUCCAGCUCGACGUGCGAGCCAUCAUGAUCGUGACCAAGGCGCGGGACAACUCGUUGAUCUACUUGACCCGCGAGGUGGUGGAGUGGCUCUUGACGCGCCACAAGGACAUCACCGUGUACGUGGACCGCAGCUUGGCCAAGCUGAAGCGGUUCAACGCAGCAGAAAUUAGCGAAGCCUGUCCCAAGGCCCGUGAGUACCUCCGGUUCUGGGACAAGAAGGUCGCUUCCCGCAAUCCCGAGCGCUUCGACUUGGUGCUCACGUUGGGAGGCGACGGUACCGUGCUCUACGUGUCUAACAUGUACCAACGAGUGGUACCGCCGGUGAUCCUGUUUGCAUUGGGGUCGUUGGGGUUCUUGACCAACUUCAAGUUCGAGCAUUUCCGCGACACCAUGACCCUGGUGCUAGACGCUGGAGUGCGAGCGUACUUACGGAUGAGAUUUACCUGCCGAGUGCACCGUGCUGACGGCACUGUGGUGUGCGAUCAGCAGGUGUUGAACGAGUUGGUGGUGGACAGGGGACCCAGUCCGUACGUGACCCAGUUGGAGCUCUACGGCGACGGCUCGCUUUUGACGGUGGCCCAGGCUGACGGACUUAUUAUUGCUACGCCCACUGGCAGCACAGCGUAUUCGUUGCUGGCAGGUGGUUCGUUGGUGCACCCUGGCGUCAGCGCCAUCAGCGUGACCCCCAUCUGUCCCCACACGUUGUCGUUCCGCCCCAUUUUGUUGCCAGACGGCAUGUUCUUAAAGGUCAAGGUGCCGGAAACCAGCAGGGCCACUGCGUGGGCAUCGUUUGACGGCAAAGUGCGUACCGAGUUGAGCAGGGGCGACUACGUGACUAUCCAGGCCAGUCAGUUCCCGUUUCCGACCGUGAUUUCAUCAAAAACGGAGUACUUUGACAGCGUGAGCCGCAACUUGAACUGGAACGUACGGGAGGCCCAGAAGCCAUUCAGCCACUUGUUGAGCGAGGGCAACCAGAAGCGGUACCGCAAGCACGACCCCGUGAGCCUCGAGAACCUCCACAUUGAUACUUAUGACCACGAGAGCGAGUUCGACAUCAACUACACCAGCGAUAGCUCGUCAUCCACGCCCAGCGACGGCGACGGCGACGCUAGUGUGCUCGAGAUCAGCCCCCUGCCCACCACAUACGGCAAUGGUGACGACCGGACGUGCUACGCGCACCCCAAGGCCAAGAUCUCACUCUUUGGA